Molecule: messenger RNA, 384 nt
Organism: Paramuricea clavata
Lineage: Eukaryota; Metazoa; Cnidaria; Anthozoa; Malacalcyonacea; Plexauridae
Source: the annotation of a GenBank genome assembly
AUGCAAGACAUCAAACGUGAGGUCGAAAUGUUGGAAACAAUAGAGCUUCAGCUUUUAGGAGGCCUGCACAAAAUGAACAGAGGGAAUAAGGAUGCCGGACAGGCAGAUAUCGAGAAGGUUGCAAAACAAUGUAAGGCUCGAUGCAUGUCUAUUAAAGUUAAACUAGAAAUACUAGAGAAACAACUAAAGGCAGAAAAAGAAAAUAACAUUAAACUGUCCGAAGAACUUCGCACAACUAGGGAACAAAAACGGAAGCUGGAGCAAGAGUUAAACCAGUCGAACAGCUUAUUAGAAGACGUUUUCAAAGAUUCCCCCGAGGAUUUGGAGGACAUUGGCAUUGCUACUAAAUCCCUCGAGGCAGAUGCCAGUUCAAAAGAAAACUAA